GGUCAAGAUUAGAGUAUUCGAUAAUUAUGAUGAUAUUAAUUUGUAUUUAAACUUGAUUAUAGUUAUCUAGAAACUAGAAAUUAAUAUGAAGAUAUCGAAAAAUUGAGAAAGUUAAGAAUUAAAGCUAUAACAUUGUAUUUCAAGUUUUCCCUAAAAUUAAGUACACGAAAUUACAACAUGAAAAAAUCCAAUGAUUAAGAAUUGAAGCUAUCAAAUUUCCCUAAAAUUAAUUAUACCGAUGUAAGAUCAGAAUAUCGGAAAAAUUUGCUGAGAUGGACAAUUGGAAGAUUAGAGAAUGAAAACUAUAAACGUUGUUUGUCUCAAAUUUUAUUAAAAUUAAUUAUACAAAAUUUGUAAUAAAAUGAUGAGUUUCGUUGACCAUUGCAACGAUUGUAAGGUGUACUUUCGUUCAGGAGAGACAUUCGCAUUUAACACGAACGGGUAUUCAGGAAGCCAGAAUGUCGGAGGGCUGUACGAGUUGCAGGGGUGCGAAUUAUGCAGGCACCACGCUGCAGUUAAGCUCGGCUUCCGGUGGCGGGUCCGGAAGCGGCUCCUCCGGAUCAGGAAGCUCUUGCACAACUACAAGAAGAGUACAGGUACGCGCAAAGGUGCUGUACGGUUCUGGCAAGGCGAUCGCCAGCUUGCAAGCUCAAGAGAAAGCCGCCAGGCACUGAUAAGCGUCCUCCUCGUCCUUCUUUCCUCCGGUUUGUCGAAGUCAGCGACGAGCCAUGAGACUCUGCGAUCAUCUUCCGCGAAAGUAUCUUCGAGUCUUCGACCAACAAACGAAUCCACGUUCGACGACCGAUCCAAUCAAGACGAUGAUAAUUCCGAGGCGAUAGAAACUUUAUUUAUUCCCGAGAAUCCGAGUCAAUACGAACAGAUUCUGCUCUACGUGCGAGAAUUAUUUCAAGGAGUGGAACAAUCUGCCGAUUCGUUCGAUCAAGAAGUUCCGGCGAGUCUUGAGAGGAACGUAACUGAUAGUACGAGCGACGAGGAUCGAUUUUCGAAGCUGGAAGAGCGAUUCCGAGAGAGGAAUUCGCAGCCGUCGAAGAGAGAAGAGGACGAGGAAAAGUAUCCGCAGAGAAAUCCCGAGGGAGGAGUUUCAUCGGGGACAACCGUACAGGAUCAUAGAAUGGAUGACGUAGUUUCGACAGAAAGAAAUAACUAUGACGCUGGCUACAAAAGGAAAACCGAGCCCGACGAGGACGACUUGUUGGAGGCGGCUAAUUUUGGGCUCGAUGCCAUGAAGGAUUUGUAUACUGUUAAGGAACCGAAGCUUUACUCGAUGGGUCUUUACCUGGACUCGGACAAUCCUGCGAGGCACGUGGCAGUUUUUAACGAACAAACAGAAGAAGCAAGGUUCCUCGCCAAGUACGGAUACGCGGUUCUUCAGGGCACCACGUUGUUCAGAAGAAAAUUCCCAAAUACUCCGGCAGACUCGCUUCUGUCUCGUCGCAGUCAAAGCAAUCCACUUCAACGUGGCUGCCCAAACAGAGGAGUUCCCAACUGUCCGGCAGCCAGUUUGAGAUACAGAACGUCUGAUGGAAGCUGCAAUAACCUGCAGCAUCUAUGGUGGGGCUCCGCCAUGUCCACUAUGCAAAGGUUCCUGCCUUCGGUUUACGAUGAUGGCAUUCAGAGUAUCAGGAAAUCGGUGACAGGAAGACCACUUCCUAGCGCAAGACUAGUGACCACGGUGAUUCACGAGGACAAAGAUGUCCCCUUGGAAGCUGUUACUCACAUGCUCAUGCAGUGGGGACAGUUUGUCGAUCAUGAUUUAACAGCCACCGGGCAAGGCAGAGGAUUUAAUGGCUCUAUACCUCAAUGUUGUCUGAAAUUCGGAUCCGGUUUCCAACCACCGGAAUUCAUGCAUCCAGAAUGUUUGCCAAUAUCAGUAAGCAAACACGAUAAUUUCUUCGGUCCUUUGGGUGUUAAAUGUUUAGAGUUCGUUCGAAGCGGUUCAGCACCGAAAGAAGAUUGUGAAUUUGGCCCCAGAGAGCAAUUAUCACAGGUGACAAGUUAUCUAGAUGCUUCUGUGGUAUACAGCAACAGCGCCUUUCAAACAGACUCCUUACGAUUAUUUCGGAAUGGUUUAUUGCAAUAUGGGAGGAUUCAGUCGCAGAGACCGGUGCUGCCUAAACUCGAUUCCGAUCUCUGUAGACGCGGAUCAUUGUCCACGAAUUGUUUCAAAGCCGGCGAUGGUCGUCUCGGCGAGCAACCUGCCCUCACGUCUCUUCACGUAGCGUUUUUGAGGCUUCACAAUAGAAUUGCGACGAAACUUGCUGCGUUGAAUGCUCAUUGGAGCGACGAGAAACUAUUUCAAGAAUCCCGGAGAAUCGUCGCGUCCAUUGUCCAGCACAUCACCUACAGAGAAUUCCUGCCUAUUGUUCUUGGUCAAGACGUGAUGAAAAUAUUCGACCUCGAACUCUUGAAGAAAGGCUAUUACGAAGGUUACGACCCAACAGUGAAACCAACUAUCGCGAAUGCGUUUUCUACGGCUGCCUAUCGCUUUGGUCAUUCUCUCGUUCAACAGAGCUUCGUCCGAUUUAACAGCGAUCAUCAGCCAAUUUUCAACAAUGUAUCCAUCCACAAUGAGUUCAUGAAUCCAGCAAACCUGGAAACAGCCGGCUCAGUGGAUCGUCUUCUUCUUGGUCUGAUCAAUCAAAACGCCCAAAGAAGAGACGAACACAUAAGCGAAGAGUUAACCAACCAUCUGUUUCAAACUCCAAGAUUCCCCUUUGGAAUGGAUCUAGCUUCGAUCAACAUCCAACGAGGCAGAGAUCAUGGAAUUCCCCCAUACGUACGAUGGCGAGAGCCCUGUGCUCUAUCGCCGAUAAAAAGCUUUGACGAUUUAGAGAAAGUUAUGCCACCAUCCACGGCUAGAAGGUUCAAAUUAGUCUACUCGUCCGUCGAAGAUAUCGAUUUAUUCACUGGAGGACUUGCAGAGAAAUCAGUGAAGAGCGGUUUAGUUGGACCCACGUUUGCUUGUAUAAUUGGCCAGCAGUUUAAUAAUAUACGUAGAGGAGACAGAUUCUGGUAUGAGAAUUCGAAGCAGGAAAGCAGUUUCACGCCUGGACAGCUCCAACAAAUCAGGAGAGUCACUCUAGCUCAAGUUCUUUGCUCAACUAUGGAUAGUAUAGAGACUAUACAACCAUUUGUGUUCUUGACACAGGAUACUCUGAAGAAUCAACGUAGACCUUGCAGCGAUUCUAUUAUUGGACAAUUGAAUUUAGAAUCAUGGGUAGAGAGAAAUCCAAAAUUUAGAAGAGAAGGUAUCAUUGAUAAAAUAAAGAAGUACGCUUCAGUCAGUACAACCACUUCAAAAUCUACAGAUUUAUACUCUCAUAACUUAAACCCUGCAGAAACAAGCGUUCAUCAGCAGAACAGGAUUGUCGUGAAGAAGCCUUUUGGUCCUGUAGAUAAUCUAACCAUAGUUGUACAAAAUAAUGCAAUUAAUUCACCUGUCUUUGUGAAUGAUGCUAUCUAUGGGUCCAAUAUAAAAGUGAAUCCCUCGUUGGUCCAGGAAGCACAACAGAGACCAGUUUCUGAAGCAUCUAUGCCUAUUCCAACUUAUCUUCCAGCAAAACCUGUGAUAAUAGCGCAUCCUCUAGGAGAUCCUGUUUACCCUUAUGUUCCAUAUGCCUUCAAUGAUCCCAAUAAUCCUAAUCCUUUGAGCCAAGGAUAUAGACCUAGCUACUCUAGCGAUGUUGUAUUUGAUAGUUUCCCUGGAACCAGUCCAAGACCAACUUUGUACACUUAUUAUACCAACUUCCAAAAAUUGACUACUCAGAAACCUUCUCAAGAUGUGGACGCUUAUAUUACAAAUUAUAAACCUCAGGACCAUGGAUCUAAACCAAGCUCGUGGCCUAAUUCACAGUAUCAGAGUCAACCAUCGUCGAAACCACUUUACAGUUCUACUCAGAGACCUCAAGAUGUGGACGCAUAUAUUACAAAUUAUAAACCUGAGGACCAUGGAUCUAAACCAAGCUCGUGGCCUAAUUCACAGUAUCAGAGUCAGCCAUCGUCCAAACCAGUUUACAGUUUUACCCAGAGACCUCAAGAUGUGGACGCAUAUAUUACAAAUUAUAAACCUCAGGACCAUGGAUCUAAACCAAGCUCGUGGCCUAAUUCACAGUAUCAGAGUCAACCAUCGUCCAAACCAGUUUACAGUUCUACUCAGAGACCUCAAGAUGUAGACGCAUAUGUUGCUAAUUAUAAGCCACAUGAUCAUGGACCUGAAUUGAAUACGUGGCCUAAUUCACAGUAUCAGAGUCAACCAUCGACCAAGCCUGUUUAUGAUUUACCAGAGCACAAUAAUCAAGGACAUGGAAUCAAUAUUUGGCAGAAAUUGCAAUAUAAGCCUGUGGUUUUGGUCGGUCAAACAGAUUCUGGUAAUUUACAGAGCUAUGCACAAACUUCGAACCACCCGCAGAGUUAUCUAAAAGAUUCUGAAGAUACGUACAUCAAACCUGCAAAUAGCCAACAUGAUUACGUAAAAGAUUUAGAAAAUAGGUAUACCACGUGGUCUACCGUCUCUUCUGAUAAGAAGACUGAGGAGACAGUAAUAAAUGAUCCGUACUAUAGACCUUAUCAAGAACCAAAUAGAAAGCCAAUACAGAGUAAUUAUGGAUCAAGUUAUCAAAUUGAUUUCCCUGGCAGACCUACCGUAAGCUUAAACGACAAAGGAACCACCGUCCACCCUAACGCUUUCUAUUUAAGUUCCUCUGCAAGACCAAUUUCUAAUAACGAAUAUAAUAAAGAGUUCAGUAGCUGGCCUGCCAGUCAGAACGAUUAUGAUAUAGCGACUCACUCGACUCCUAUUUACAGACCAGCGCAGCAGAUUAGCGAUUAUCAAACGAGUAAACCCGAGAACUCUUAUCAGAAUGCGCAACCUAAACCGUCGAAAAUUCACAGCGUGACGAUCAUCACGGCGAGUCAAAGCGGAAAUGAGGUCGACAGACUCGAGAAUCGAGUUACCAGUGAAGUUCCAAGACCGUUGACUACCCAAAUAGCCAACGACAGAGCGAAAAGGCCUGGGCAAUAUUAUUACGAGAAGAACGUGCUACAUCGGUAUCCAGAUAAGAUGGAGGAUCAGCCAGCGUAUAACGCUGAACAGAGACAUAAAUCAGCGAGCAACGAGGUGUCGAUCGAUGAUACUCUUAUCGUGGCUUCCGUGAGGAACCAGCUUAUCGAUGGAAACGGGAACAAUACAGACGUCAAGACAAUGAGUCAGACGAGAAAUGAAUCGUCCGAUAGCACAACAAGCGAUGAUGUGGAUUACGGUCUUGGCGAUGCUUUCUCAGAAGAGAUUGAAAUUCCGCCAAGCUACAGAACGAGUCAUUGGCUGAACCCACAUGAGGACACCAGCCUACCGUCAGCUCUGGAGAUGCCAAAAAUCCCAUCAGACAAAACCAGCGCCGCCAAGGAACUACCAAAACCUAUGAAGCUGAGAAAUUACGCCGUGUAACACUAAGUCCUCUUCCUAUCUUCAUUUUCACAUUCGCUGAACGGCCGUUCCACUUGGUUCGCCACUGCGUAAUCCUCGCGAAUUAGAGAACGUGUAAUUAAUUUAAUUCUAGACGUAGAUGGUUCGCAACGUUAGUAUUUAUUGUUCUUUUAGAAUGAUCUUCACUGCGUGAAAUGAUCGAUGGCUUUUAAUUUAGCUCGUAAGUGCCGGCAUUCAAUCCAUUGAGGAUCAACAUUUCAUUUGUUAUUUCGUAUUUUAGUCAAUUCCAACAAGAAAGUUGUAAAACGCUAUCGAAUUCGUAUUGUGGAUCCUCAAAAAUAUUCUAUAAAUUUACAGAAAAACUUUCUUGCUACUAUCUCCUCUUCCACUUAAAGAUGUUUUAUCUUAUUCGUUUGUUACGAUAUUAAUUCAUCUCGCGAUAGAUCUUACAAUUUUAUACAGUUUGAUUUGAUGAUACAAUCGGACUACUUUGCAGCACUAUGAUGAACCAGCUUCUUUUCUCUGAAUUAUAGAAGUUCAUUUCGUGUCUAUUAUUUAUGGCGGGCUUGUGUAAUAUUAUUCUGUAAUAUUUAUUAUUCUAACAUAUUUUUCGCAUCUUGAUGAAACGACGAUAGUUUUAUCUUUUAACUUAGAUUACUACGCUGUUUAUCCUUAAUGGGUUAAUGAUCAUUAGACGUUGAUAGUCGUGCGAGACGCGCGUUAUUUAUAUAGAGGAAUAAUACACACGACGAGGGAGUAUUGCACAAUGAUUGCAUGCGCUUAGAACGUUUCUCAAGGGUCGGAUGGAAUGUGUAGCCUAGUUUUAUGCCAAUUUUAAACCGUCUCAAUGCGCCGCCUGGAACUACUCCGGACUAUUUUCAGAUGCAGUUCCCGUGUCACUGCGUUUCAUAUGCCGCCUCUCUACACCAGUAAUUUUAAUUACACCUUUAGCAACCUCCCUAUGUUUCAUCCUAACGAACCGUUCUUUAGAGUAACGAAGCAUUCUCUUCGAAUAGUAUCGGUCGACACCGCCGUCGUUUCUCAAUUAACACCGGUAUAGUGUUAUGAAAUUAUGGUACUUGAUCAGCGUCGAUUUAAUAAGCGAAUCGAAUUAGCCUACAUUCGUCUUCUUCUUUUCGAUUGUAAAACACGCUUAAAUUGUAGAUGAUGAUUAUUAAAUUCGAUCAAAACGUUACUUUCCUCCACGUUUAAUUGUGACAGUCGUUGGAAAUUGAACAUCGAUCGAUCAAUGGUACGGCUAAACACAGUGGAUUCCAGAUCUUUGGUUUUUCAUAUAUUCGUUAAAGUAUGCAAACAAUUUCGUUAAAACGUUUUUUUUCUUUAAUUCGAUUCGAUAGCCGCUAGAACGAUGGAUUUCACUUUUUCUCUCUCUCUUUUUUUUUUUUUUGGUUUUUAUAUUAGUCCAAAGUGGCGAGUGAUUUUGACGAAAGCUCAGUCCGAACAGAUCGCCGUUGGAACAACGUGAAACUCGUUAAAAUAGUGGAUUUUAAACCUUCUAGUUUCUAUAUGAAUGGAAACACGAAAGUGCUUUUAACAAUUGCAUACACGGUAGAAUCUCGAUUACGAGAACUAAUAGUGACGCAUACCGAUGGAACAACAGCGUUCUUUAGGUAAUUGAAUGACUUUGUUCUCGUACGAUUUUACAUAUUGAAAACGUUUCUAACAAGGAAUCAUCUGAAAAUUUGACGUUGUUCAAAGUAAAAUUAAAUCGUUCGAUUAAAUCACGAUUUGAUAAUCAAAAUUCAUUUUACAUUUAUUAUCAUCGUGCCUUAAUUUUAAUCAUUCGUGUAUUACAGGAGCAGAUUCACCAGUCAUCCUGCAUAUUUAGAUACAUAUAAGAAAUUUAGUAUUAAAUUUAAUUUAAUCGAAGCUUUCAGCAAAUCUGGAGGAAUUUCAUAGUUGUUCGUUAGAGAUAGAAGUUUGAGGAAACUGGCGGCAAAUAAAGCUCACUAGCUACGUUACUCCCGAAGAGUAGAGCGGGUGUUUCGCAUCUCGAAGAAAAUUCGGUCUUUAACAUGCCAUUAAAUGAAACGUCGAAGGCUGCCUCAAUGGCUAUUCAACUUGUAAGCCCCGCUUGGAAAGUUCUUACUUUGAACAGUCUGGUACUCACUGCUGUAAAUUAUAAACCUUGCUGGAAGAUACAUUCCAUACUUUUACUGAAUCUUAGCGGAGUGCAAAAUUGGAAUUUCCUUCGUCGAUGGGCAAACAAAAAAUCAAUAUUUUCUGAUUUCACAACGUGCACCGAUAUAAAAUAUUGCGGAUUCCUGAAGUAACCGUUAACAAAAGAGUCAAUGGGUUUAUAAUAUUAAUAGCGACGAUCAAGACGUUCUUUUCGAAAAGAAUAGAUCGGUACGUUGCAUGGAAGAAUUCUAAUUUUUAUAAAAUUCAGAAUUUUUCAUUCUGACUAAUAUGAAAUCAAAUAUUCUAACUAAAUAUUCUUAUUAUUCUAAACUUCAGUUUCCGUAAUAAACUGGUAUAGUAAAUAUUCUAAACUUUGAUUGUCAUAAAAUUGAAAAUUUUUUAUUUCAAUUCUCAUAAAAUUAAAUAUUCCGGAUUGCAGUUCCCACAAAGUUAAAAAUUCUAUAUUCCAAUUGUAUAAAAUUAAAUAUUCUAGAUUCCAAUUCCCACAAAAUUAAAGAUUCUAAGAUUGAAUAAAACAAAUCGUAGAGCUCGUAAAACAAAAGAAUAUAUUCUGAUCUCCAUAAAAGUUCCUAUCCUCUUCCAAGAAUAAGUGGCGAUUCUGGUCGUAUAUCGCGGAAAAACAGAUGCUCGAUCUAAAUGAUCGCUAGGCGGCGGUUUUCGGGUCAUCAGAGAGCAGAGGCAACAGCCGAUCGAAAUGCAGUUUUCGAUGUCACGACCUGGAUCCGCUGUUUCUGCGGUUUGCUACGUGUUAACCGGGCUCGAUGAUGAGAAACGAUAGAAACUCGGAGUUUGGCCAAACCAGUUCGUCCGAGGCGACUCGUUUCAAUCGUUCGCGCUGUACUUUAUUGCAACACCGUUACGAUAUGCAAUAAAACGUCACUCUUUAUACUCGGUAACAAUAAAAAGGUCUGCAUAAAGAUUGAAAUAACAUUUCCAGCAAUCGUUUCACGCGACAAAUGGCUUGCUUAAAAGCAGUUGUUACCGGACUUGAUUUGCCAAUUCCGCGAGACUUUCUUCUUAAUUACAGGGAAUGACCUUUUCCACGACUUCUUUCCCUUUUCUUUAUUUCUCUUUUUUGGUUGUUCGAUUAAACUAGUCCACAAAAGUGGAUCUCUUCGUGAAAGCUUGGCCAGACUGGUAUGGAUUGGCACCAAUGAAAACAGCCAAUUGCAGCUACACCCGUUUCCAACAUUCUGCUUCUUCGACAUCUCAUGGAAAAUCUUUUUUUUUCGAUAAAUGCUGAACGUGAAAUUCCGGUUUAAUAUAGGUUACAUACACUGGCGGAUAUAAAUAAGUAUUAGGUCACUUAUCAGUAUAUAUUACGAAUUGAAUAUUUUCCACUGCUUUCAUUUUCUAGUUAAUUUAUUAUAAAUGUGUCAUUCUAUUCGCACUACGUGCGAAAUACCAGAUAAAAUAAAAUUUGUUAGAAAAAUACGUGUAAAGUAUAAAAGUGUGAUGAGUAUGUGUUCUAAUAUUUGUAGUUAGCAGUGUAUACCGAUGAUAUUAAAGAUUAGAGUCUAUCGAGCAAAGUGAUUCUAAAAAUUGGCUAACGAUAUUCAAUGCAAACAUGAACUCUACAAAUCAUAAACGUGUCAACGAUGCUUAUCAGCGACUCGAAAUUGAACGUCUUUAAUUGCCAUGAUAACUUUUCGUAACACUUUGAGCCAAUUGGUUUCGAUUAAUCAAAGUUUCUGCACGAAACAAAUUCGCGGUGCUUAUCUUUUAAGUGGAUUAUCGAACGAUUAUACAACAAGUUAAAUUAUUCGAAAGCAAAUUGAAUAGAUUGAUCACUCAUCAAACAUGGAAAAAUGGAUCGAAUCUUUCUGGCUGUCAAUUCAGAUUGAAUUAGUCGACAAGAAUUAUAAAAUUGUGUAAUAUUUAUUCUACGUCACAGAAUAUGUAUUUAAAAUUA
This is a messenger RNA of Bombus terrestris (buff-tailed bumblebee), 9518 nucleotides long. RefSeq lists its product as uncharacterized. The record is from RefSeq and is a predicted model, not a curated record. The coding region runs from base 362 to 5464 and encodes 1700 amino acids. Gene Ontology annotation, biological process: response to oxidative stress. The transcript is spliced from 11 exons. NCBI's taxonomy places the organism in Eukaryota, Metazoa, Arthropoda, Insecta, Hymenoptera, Apidae. Gene Ontology annotation, molecular function: peroxidase activity; heme binding.